AUGCACCCCUCCGAGCUCCUCUACCCCGGCGACCGCGCCCUCUUCACCUUCACCGAACGUCCCCCUCACAGCACCAAACAAUCCCGCUGGUACUUCGGCAUCUCCUCCCACACUUCGGACGGCCACACCCCCGACCUCCACAACCCCUUCCACCCCGACCACCAAUGGAUCAUCUACGAGUGCAUUCCUGUACAAACUGACCAGACCUCCUCCCAGCCCGCGCAACCGCUCACAUCCUUCGCCGUCCACCGCCCCAUUAACGAUGACCGCCCCCUAUCAACUCUCAACGUCCUCCUCCCCUCCUCCCAGCCCCCGUUCCUGGGCGCUGUCACGACGCAAAUAAUCCGCGACCAAUGGCAGGCUAGUUUCCACCUUCUCUGUCAUCUCGACGACAAACUAUGGUUCUGGGUGAGGGAUAACUUGGUCCAUCACUUCUUGACGGGAAAAAGUAUAGAAGCAGAGGACGGAAUCGUCAAAGACGGGCAGGACUUUGUGAAGAUCGUGCUGGCGGAGGGGAUGAGGGAUGAGGGGAUUAUUAGUGAUGAGGAGUUUGAUGAGUGGUGGGAGAGUGUGUAUUGCUAUUAUAAGGAAUAUAGGGAGGUGAAGGGGUUUGAGGUUGGUCGUGUGAGGGAGAGGGAGGAGGGUGUUGGUGGUGAUGGGGCUGGGAAUGGGGUUGGGCAGAGGAGUGGUGAGAGGAUGCCGGGGAGGUUAGGGCCGGAGGGGGUGGUGGUGUCGCCGGUGCCGAUGAUCCUGCCGAUGCCAACGCCGAGGCGGUCAGGGGGGAGAGUUGGAAGUGGAAGAGGAAGGGAAAGGGGAGGGGGUGGAGAGGACGGGGUUCCAGGCAGUUCUGAUGGAGGUUAGGGUGGUUAGGGAAGUCGCGAACGGGGACAAGAACGUCCCGGGUCGCAGAUGUGAGCCCUCGUCUUGUCAUCGCCAGGACAGCUGAUAAGGAAAGGAGUAAUCACGAACCGCAGCUCCCCAAGCGCUUUCAAUUUCCAAAGGCGAAAUCAUGGUAGCGGUGAAACAACACUGGCGUUCUUGCCUCACAUGCCCUGACUGCAGAGGAAGUAGGUGCCUGGACUUUGGUGGUUGUGAUGUCGUAAUUAGCGCUCAGGCUCC
Molecule: messenger RNA, 1119 nt
Organism: Neurospora tetraspora
Lineage: Eukaryota; Fungi; Ascomycota; Sordariomycetes; Sordariales; Sordariaceae
Exons: 1
Coding region: 1-861 (286 amino acids)
Source: RefSeq, a predicted model, not a curated record